Spirodela intermedia is the source of this 542-nucleotide messenger RNA. The record is from the annotation of a GenBank genome assembly. Lineage: Eukaryota; Viridiplantae; Streptophyta; Magnoliopsida; Alismatales; Araceae.
AUGUUUUUGCAGCCCUUCCUGUUGGGUCAUCCAUUAUUCUUUCAUCUACUGUCUCUCCUGGCUAUGUGACUCAGCUGGAGCAACGCCUAAAAAGUAAAUUCUUUCUCCUUCUUAUUGUAAAUUGGCAAUGCCCUUUAUUUCAUUGCCUGGUAAGAAUAUUCUUAGAUAUUGAUCGGCUGAGAUAUUGGGUCACCUUUUCUUUUCUUCUUUGAGAAAGUAGGGGCUCUUUAUUUUUCUCAUUGAAGUUAGUUAUUGGUAGAUGUCAUUUGUGAAGAAAAGAAGUCAAUUCUAGAAUGUUACAUUAUUCUCUAUCCCUGUGAGGCUCGCAAGUGUGUUUAGAGUACGCAGGCUUCCAAGCAAACAGGCCAACCAAUGAGGAAUCUAGCCAACAUCCGCUUGUGGUUGUACCUUUUGUCUAUGGUGCAUAUGACAGGGCCUAAAAGAAUAUGUAUGCGUUUGAGAUGCUGUGUUUGAAAAUUUGUACACUGGAUAUGGCUAGUUCAGAUUCGCAAUUAAAUCUAUCAACCUCGUUCACUCAAUGA